This is a messenger RNA of Astyanax mexicanus (Mexican tetra), 3768 nucleotides long. It is a transcript of the gene ca6, whose product is annotated as carbonic anhydrase VI. The record is from RefSeq and is a predicted model, not a curated record. The transcript is spliced from 10 exons. Lineage: Eukaryota; Metazoa; Chordata; Actinopteri; Characiformes; Acestrorhamphidae. Bases 102 to 1685 code for a protein of 527 amino acids. Gene Ontology annotation, molecular function: zinc ion binding; carbonate dehydratase activity.
CUGCUUCAGUCUAUUGAGCAGAGUGGCUCUGGGUCAAGACAUAGAUACACACACACUCAUACUCACACACAGAUUCACACACACACACACACAGCUGGAGAAUGAAGCUGCUUGCCCUGUUGAUACAUGUCGUUUGGGUGGGCUUUUCCUGGGCUGGAGUACACUGGACAUAUCAAGAGGGGGAUUUGGACCAGAUGCACUGGCCUGAAAAGUACCCAUCCUGUGGAGGUCGCAAGCAGUCCCCCAUCGACAUCCAGAGACGCUCAGUGCGCUUCAACCCUCACCUUCUGCAACUGGAGCUCACAGGAUAUGGAGAGGUCAAGAACGGCAACUUUCUCAUGACCAACAACGGCCACUCAGUCCAAAUCAACCUUCCGCCCAGUAUGAAGAUAACAAAGGGGCUGCCAAGCCGGUACACAGCUGUUCAAAUGCACCUGCACUGGGGCGGAUGGGACCUGGAGGCCAGCGGGGCUGAACACACUCUGGAUGGCAUCCGUUACAUGGCAGAACUUCACGUGGUUCACUUCAACUCUGAAAAGUACAAAACCUUUGAGGAGGCUGUGGAUAAACCAGACGGACUGGCAGUUCUAGCCUUUUUCUACGAGGAUGGACAUUUUGAGAACACCUACUACAGUGAAUUCAUCAACAACCUGGCUAAAGUCAGAUAUGCAGGUCAGUCUAUGAAUAUUUCUUCUCUGAAUGUGCGCUCCAUGCUCCCUGAGAACCUCGCCAAUUUCUUCAGGUAUGAGGGAUCUCUCACCACGCCACCGUGUUUCGAGAGCAUUCUGUGGACUGUGUUUGAUACUCCCAUCACCCUCUCCCACAACCAGAUCAGGAAGCUGGAGAGCACUCUUAUGGACCUUGAGAAUAAGACCCUGUGGAACGACUACCGCAUGGCUCAGCCUCUGAACGACAGAGUGGUGGAGUCGUCCUUCAUUCCUCGCCUGGGCAAAGGCACAUUCUGCAGGCAGGAGGAGAUCGAGGCAAAGCUUUCAAACAUCGAAAGCAUGAUCACCUCUCUUGGCAAACAUGUAUACUCAGAGGCGAGUGGGUCCAAACCUAGAGACAAGGAUGAGGCUAUAUACCCAUUGGUUCUACACUUCCCUGAGAACAAGCUGGGAAGUUACGCUGUGGUCAAUGUGGCUCACUCCAUGAACCUCCACUCCUUCACGGCUUGCAUGAACCUGUACAUGCGCCCUCGUCCCGUACACACCGUGCUGUCCUACUCCAGCUCCGGCAACGACAACGAGCUCACCAUCACCAUGGGCCAUGAGAUUGGUCUGUGGAUUGGAAACGAGUUCGUCAACUUACCCCAUAACCACCAUGCCCACUCUUGGGCGCACUACUGCGUGACCUGGGCCUCUCACACUGGAGGGGCAGAGGUGUGGAUCAACGGGGUGGUGGGUGAUGAGCAGUACCUGCGGGCAGGGUACACCAUCAGACCCGGAGGCGUCCUUAUCCUGGGGAAGGACCAGGACGGCUUCCUGGGCAUCUCAGACUCAGACGCGUUCGUAGGGCAGAUGACGGAGGUGAACGUGUGGGAUUACGUGCUGAGCGCUGACGAUAUUCGUGAGCAGAUGCACUGUGAGGGCAAAAUGGCCAAGGGCAAUGUGCUGAGCUGGGGCAUCACACACAUGAGUCUGUAUGGAGGAGUUCAGCUGGAGAAUGAGCACUCCUGCUCCUGAUCUCACCUGCUGAUGUUUGGGUUCACGUAGGGGUGAACAAUAUACAGUAUGAGCAGCUAAUAUGUUACUGAGUGAUAAAUUGGAAAGUAUUAUUAUUAUUGGGAUGUAAACAUAUAGCUGAUAAUUCCAAUCAAAUAACUUCCAUUUAUUAUUAUCAAAUAUUUCUAUGUACAGCUCUGAAAAAAAAAGAGACCACUUAAUAGGGGUGGGCGAUAUGGCUCUAAAAUAAUAUCACAAUAUUUCAUGGUAUUUUCACAAUAACAAUACUUUUAGUGAUAUGACAAAACACUGAAUUAGAAAAAUUAGUUCAAAUUUUAUUAUUGCGUGCAAUAUGAUAUGGCUAAUUGAGAUAUUAAAAAAAUAAUUUUAUCAGAUUUGUAACAGAAGUCAAUGAUCCAGAAUGUCAUGAUACUAAUAAUACUAAUAAUGCACUCCUCCAAAUAUCUCUAUAUAUCCAGGAUUAAAGUAAAAUAAAUGAUACUGGACAGAUAUAAUCUGCCUCUAGUAGAUAUAUAAUGGGAAGUGAGAACAAUGUGAAUAUUUCUUUUGCUAAAAACAGAAAAAAGUAGUACCCUGAUGUGAUAAUUAGUGGUGGGUGAUAUGGCACGAUAUUUCAGGGUAUGAUAUCAUUCACGAUAUUCAAAAACUUUGGUGAUAUUAUCACGUGCGAUACGAUAUGGCACAUCACUACCACUUAAACACGAUGAGUUUCUUUGAUUUUACCCAAUUUAAAACCUCUGGAAUAUAAUCAAUAGGAAGAUAGAUGAUCACAAACCAUCAAACCAAGCUGAACUGCUUAAAUGUUUGUACCAGAAGUGGCAAAAAGUUAUCCAAAAGCAGUGUGUAAGACUGGUGGAGGAGAACAUGCCAAGAUGCAUAAAAACUGUGAUUAAAAAACAGGGUUAUUCCACCAAAUUUGAAUAUUGAGUUCUGAAAGCUCCGGAUCUUUUUUGUAAUUUCAGCCAUUUAUCAUUUUCUGCAAAUAAAUGCUCAAUAUAAUAAAUAAAUGACAAUAUUUUUAUUUGGAAUUUGGGAGAAAUGUUGUCCAUGGUUUAUAGAAUAAAACAAUGUUUAUUUUACUCAAACAUAUACCUAUAAACAGCAAAAUCAGAGAAACUGAUUCAGAAACUGAAGUGGUCUCUUAAUUUUUUUUUCCAGAGCUGUAUCUCAAUCUCAUUAAUAAAAGGGAUAGACGGAAGUGAAAAAACAUAAGGGUUCACCUAUAUAUCAGCAGCUAAUUUGUUAUUGGGUGAUAAAUGGAAAAUAUCAUUAUUAUAUUAUUAGAAUGUGAAAUUAUAGCUGAUAGUAACAAUCAAAUAACUUCCAUUUAUUUGUGUAUCUCAAUAUUACUAAAAGGGAUAGAUGGAAGUAAUAAACGUUAGGGGUUUACCAAUAUAUCAGCAGCUGAUUUGCUAUUAGGUGAUAAAUUGGAAAAUGUUUGUUAUUAUUAGAAUGUAAAAAAUAAUUACAAUCAAAUAACUUCCAUUCAUUUCAUUUUGGUGGAUAAUCUCAAUCUCAGUAAAAAGGGAUGAAUUGAAGUGAACAUUGAAGAUGCACCCAUAUGGAAAUUCUGGAAAGAUAAUGAUGUUAAAAGUUUUAGUUAAAUAAAACAUUAUAUAACUUAAAUAUUGAGACUGAAUCUACCAAAAUGUUUAUGAUUUAUUAAUGAAAUCAAAUAGAUUAAGAUAAAGAUACAGAUAAAGGCAUCUCAUUUUACCAUAUUAUGGCGAGGUCAAACCAAUCAACCUUUCUUUUAAACAGUAGUUUUGUACUUCUGAACUUCAUAUACAGUAUAAAUAAUAUGUAUUAUGUAAUGGUGACUUUUAUUGUCAUUACCAUCAGACAUAAUUAUCAGGGGAUAAGUGAUAAAUAUCAGCACAUAAACUGCAUAUAAGCAUUAUUCGAUUUCAUGCAUUUCAUUUGCGGUGCUCUGUUCAUGUCUGUGAACCACUGACUAACCACUGCAGUUCUCUGGAGUGUGAUAUCACUUGUACUUCAGUUAUGUCUCCUCUGUGUCAGAUCAUAAAAAUAUAGUAUGUUUUGUACAUAAAGAAUAAAUCAUAUCUACAUCAAGAUAAUACAA